GCUGGGGGUGGGGAGCGGCGGGAGUGGUCAGCCGGCCAUCCCGGGCGCUUCGCCCGACGCAGCUGACCCCGGGAGGCUUGUGCGGCGGCCCUUCUUUCGGAUCCUGAGCAGCUGCCAGGCGGUCGGAGCGCUCCUCUUCUCCCGCGGCGGCGGCGUGGAGGCCGGCCGAGCCAGGCGCACCUUCCCGCGAGGCCUCGGGCCCACCGCUGCCUCUCUCUCGGCAGCACGUGGCCGGUUCGCGGCUCUUUUGGGCUCAGCUCCUGCCUCGGCCGGCCCCUUUCGGAGGCCGGCGGUCUUCUGCCUCAGGUCCGAACAGGCCUCCUGCCUGGAGGCCUGAAGGUGCCGCGCGGACGGGCUCGGGAACGCCCGCUAAGACGGGCCCCUCGUGCGGCUGGAAGCUGCUGUCCGGGGUUGGUGGGGCCGCUUUCGUGGCGGGGAAGGAAUCUUCCUUCCGGACGGUUCCUGCGGGACAAUAGUAAGAUGUGCCGGGAAGUUCAGCAGUUCAUUGCGUGCUACUUUAUUCUGGGGUGUACAAACUUCAUUUAUUUUCUAGGUUUGGGAGUAGUUGAGUUCACCAAGGAACUUUCGCAAAUGGUGAUUGAUGUACUUGUGCCGGUGAAUGUGCUGAUUUUGUCCUAUAACUUUCUUCAUUGGAUGAGACCUCUACGUUUUAGGAUUUUAGCAUAAAGAGUGCACUUUUUAAUCUAGAGUUUAUGUAAAUGACUAAGUUGUGAAUCAGGAACUGUACUUAUCAUUUCUUUACUUUGAUAAUAAGUCUUGCAAUUUUGUCUGUAAAUAUGGUGGUAGUAUUGACUUAUUUGUAGAAUUUAUUUUAGUAUCUUUUGCCUGAUCUAGCAUAACUUCAACCCUGCUUUUCUUCCAAUUAAUGGAUACCUAUGUUCUUACAUCAUUGUCAGGAUUGUCAGUAAUGAGCUGUUAGGUUCCAACUUAUUUCUUAAUGAAACUGUUGCGAGAUGUCAUGUGCAACUUUGGAAUGAGGUGCCUGUAAGUAUGUUUAUGACAACUAGUACUAAUGUUUCUUGCUGUCCAACUGCAAGGAGACAGUGGAUUCCCUUAUUAUAGCCUAAAUUCAGUAAUGAUCUGGAUGAGGCUACCCAAGCUAUGAUUAGAGCCAGGCAAGAUAGAAGUUGUUAGUUGUUGGGGAACCAGGCUUCAUAAUUGUGAUCUAGCCUAUUCUGAAUGCUGUCACAUUUCCCCUGAACAAGCAGGUCCACAGUCUGGGAAUGUACUUUGAUUACCAGCAUCACUAGAUUUCUAGGUGCUGACAAGGAAUGCAUUUUCACUACUUUGUUUAAUGUGCUAACUGUGACUACCCCUGGCAACAGUUGCACAUUCCUUAGUUUCAGCAGGGUUAGACUACUAUAAUAUUCUCUACACAGAUUUUUCCAGAGUUUCCAAAAGUUCAGUUGGUGCAAAGUGUAGGAGCUACACAAUUACAAGAUGUGAUUGAGGUAUCAUGAUAGAAUUACUGUGAAAAUUUUUGUUGCAGUGUUACAUUUCCUUAUAAUUUUUUAUUGUAUAGGUUUAAUCCAGUGUCUUUACAUCCAAGGUAUUUUAGCAAUGUUCCUAUUGUAAUUUUAACCCAAAUCCCUUUCUUUGUUAGGCAUGAAUGAUUUUGGCAUUGAUAAGAAUCUACUUUUCAAAGGCAGGUAACUUGGGUCAUCUCAUAGGAAGGUUACUUGUGGUUCACAAUCUUUCAAUUAUUUCUCACUUGUGAUGUCAUUUGGAGCAGGUAAAAAAACAGCAGACCAACCUAAUUGCAAAUGCGAUAUGAAGAUUAGGUUGUGGUGUUGGUGAUGAAGAUAAUUAUAAAUAUCAGUAAAUCAGGCUGAUAUCUGUAGGUACUUACUAAUGUAAAUAGAAUUUCUUCUCUCAUAGGCAGCAACUUAGUGUCAUUAGUUUUUUUUUGUUUUGCCUGUUCAAUUUGAAGAUGGACUUUUGAAAUACUUUGUGUGGGAAUUCAGUGUUCUGAAUAUGUCAUUUAUAAAUAUUUAUACUGUGAAAGAAACACCCAUUGGUGUCUGGUUUUUUGACUACAGGAUAGGACUAAGGAUUAGUAGCAUCUUUUUCAAUGUUCUGAUAUGCUUUGCAUACAAAAAAUCUCAAUUUGAAUCCCUACCAGCUCCAGAUAGGGCUGGAAAAAAUCUUUUUUUUAAAAGUCUGGAGAGCAGCUGCUAGUCAACAUAGACUGAGCUAGAGGGCCAGGGUCCAACUCAACAUAAGGAGUGUUACAUGUUCCCUGAAGUUUCUCUUUUAAGAAAUGUUGCUGAAUCUUUUUCAUCAUAGUAUUUCUAAGCAUGUUGAAUAAUUCUAGGCUUCUUUAUGCUUUCUGCCAGUUAAGAUGAAAGUUAAGAUUACUGAACUGGAAUCUUUAAAAACAUGAAAAUAGGGAUUCAGCUUAAACCUGAUAUUUCACAUCCAGACCUUUGCAGCCUCCAGGCACUGGGACCAGAUAGAGUAACAAUGUGAAGAGCACCCUAUCCACUUCAUGGCAGGCCCCAGGUCAAAAGGAAUCCCAGGUGCCAUGUUUCAGGACAUAGUGGGAGUACUGGGAAAGAAGAACUAAAGAUACAGCAUAACUUGAGAUACAGGCUAAGUGGAAAAAAAUUAACCUGUCUCUGAGGUGACUAAAGGGGAAUAAUGGUGAUUUUGCGCCGGGCUCGGCCGCCUGCUUCCGCCCCAACCAGCAAUGAAUCUUGACUCGCUCUCGCUGGCCUUGUCUCAAAUCAGCUACCUGGUGGACAAUUUAACUAAGAAAAACUACCGAGCCAGCCAGCAGGAAAUACAACAUAUUGUGAACCGGCACGGUCCUGAAGCAGACAGGCAUUUGCUACGCUGUCUCUUUUCUCAUGUGGAUUUCAGUGGCGAUGGUAAAAGUAGCGGUAAAGAUUUCCACCAGACUCAGUUUCUGAUCCAGGAGUGUGCAUCAUUGAUUACAAAGCCAAACUUCAUUUCAACGCUAUCCUAUGCUAUUGAAAAUCCAUUGCAUUAUCAGAAGAGUCUUAAGCCAUCACCCCAUCUAUUCACUCAGCUGAGCAAAGUUAUCAAAUUAAGCAAGGUUCAAGAGGUUAUUUUUGGCCUUGCUUUGUUGAACUCUUUCAAUCCUGAUCUACAAGUUUUUG
Molecule: messenger RNA, 3143 nt
Organism: Python bivittatus (Burmese python)
Lineage: Eukaryota; Metazoa; Chordata; Lepidosauria; Squamata; Pythonidae
Source: RefSeq, a predicted model, not a curated record